Molecule: messenger RNA, 2309 nt
Organism: Daphnia pulicaria
Lineage: Eukaryota; Metazoa; Arthropoda; Branchiopoda; Diplostraca; Daphniidae
Product: stromal membrane-associated protein 1-like
Exons: 8
Coding region: 189-1610 (473 amino acids)
Molecular function (GO): GTPase activator activity; metal ion binding
Source: RefSeq, a predicted model, not a curated record
AUAAAAAGUUAGAGUAGAGAGCCGACGCCACCUGCCAUCGUACAAUAUCAUCCCAUUCCCCUAUCCUCUUGACGUUUUGAUUAAAGUCUUUGGUCUCACUGGAUCGGCCCCCUUUUUUUACGUUACCUCACACUGCACCAUUGUAGUGGAUCAGGAAAUAGAAACAAUUUUAUACAUCCAAAAACGUCAUGUCGAGUCCCGUGUCCAGAACCGAAAAGGAAAAACAGAAGCUAAUUCAGGAGAAAUGCCAGACAAUUUUAGCCUCGAUGUUACGUGAUGAAGACAACAAAUAUUGCGUCGACUGUGAUGCCAAAGGACCAAGAUGGGCUUCAUGGAAUCUUGGAAUUUUCCUAUGUAUCCGUUGUGCAGGAAUUCAUCGGAACUUGGGGGUGCACAUAUCUAGAGUUAAAUCAGUCAAUUUAGAUUCGUGGACCCCAGAACAAGUAGUUUCCCUGCAGCAAAUGGGAAAUAGCCGAGCAAGGGCAGUGUAUGAAGCCAACCUUCCUGAUAGUUUUCGAAGGCCACAGACAGAUUCAACCCUGGAGAGUUUCAUAAGAGCGAAAUAUGAAGCUAAAAAACACAUAGCCAAAGAAUGGGUUUGUCCACCGCCAGUGAAGGUGUCAUGGGAUGCCGAGAUUGAAAUGGAAAUGAAACGAAAAAAGGAAGCCAAACGCAAGACCAAUGGAAGUCCUGCCACCACUCUCGAGUUUCCUCCUAGCCAAUCGUCGUCACGCACUCCUCGGACUGCUGAAUCGACGUCGACAAUCAGUUCAACUUCCUCAUCAGCGGUAAAAGAAGUUAGCCUACCGGCUCCGAUCGAAGUGCCAUCCCUACCUGCACCUACCAAAACUAGCUCGGCCGCUCAAGACCUAUUAGGAUUAGAUACGGCAAUCAACAGCUCAACAGGGAAUGAUUUAUUUGGUGGAUUAUUAACGACACCUGUACCAGCUGCCACUAAUAAUGGUAGUACUAACAAUGUAAUGGGAGGAGCCUCGAAAAAUGCCGACGAAGACAGUUUUUUCAACCAGAAAACACCCAGUACAACGGAGAAACGAACAUUGGACAAGAAUUCAAUUAUGGCCCUGUAUAACCAGGGCGGUGCAACCACUUCUGCUACUGUUCCACCUAUGCAAAAUAUGUUUGCUUCUCAAGGAGUUUAUUCGACUCCUCAACCGUCAUACAUACCCAAUCCUUCAAUAAAUCAAUCGGCAUUUGGAUCGUCUCCGUCAAUGAAUCAAACAAGCGGCAUGAUGGCCGGCAAUUUCAAUCCGCUUAUGCAACAGCCAGCGCAGGGCAACAUGUUUUCUAGUCCAAUGUUUUCAACGAACGGCGCGAUACCUCAAACAGGAGCAGGGCAAAUGGGUCAACUAUCCCAACAGUUGAACGGGUUGAACUUUGGCGGCCCAACCGUGCAUAAUCCAAUGAUUCCUGCUGCUAAUACUGCGAAUUUAGUCCCUGGUAUGAUGAUGAUGGGUAACAUGUCGAUGAAUCCUGCCAUGGCUGCUAACAACAGUAAUCCCUACAACAUGUUUAUGGGACUGCAGUCGGCCCAACAGCAACAGCAGCAACAAUCCCACACCAAUACCUUGUCCACCAAUUUGUGGCAGUGAGAAGUGAUGAUUGUUCCUCCAUUCAAGACCAACGAGUUAAAGAAGAGAAAAAUACCAAAGGUCUCCCAUCCCCAGGGUUUGUUUUCGAAUUUUUUCUCUCUCUCUCUCUCAAAAGUCCGAUCGGAUUUACCACUCGUUAUAGCUGUUAGUUUUUCGAUCGUGGUUGUAUCAUCGGCGUAGUAGAUAUUUUUUCCUUCUCGUCUUUUCUCUUUUUUAAAUGCAAAGCAAAAAACAAACAAAACAAAAUCUUUAGGUUAAAUGAAAUGGGAGGAAUAGAGAUAUUUUCUAUUUAUUUUUUUCCCCAGCACGUUUGCAGACAUUCAGCAGAGCUACCCAUCUUAUUUGAUUCCACGUAAAACAAAAGAAAUUCUUCAGAUUCCAUGUCCCAUCAAUUAAUCAAUCAAUCGAAGUUAUUUUGUCCUCAAAUUUUGAAAUUUCCUCAUUGUCAAAGAAGGAAGUAACAAUCACACACGAUACGUUCGUGAUUCUUUUGUUUAUAUAACAGUGAUACCUGAUACGAAUGGAAGGACUCGUGCGAAUUCCCCCCUCCAAAAAAGUUAAUUUUCUUUUUAAUGGAAAAAGUCGUUGUUUUGUGGCCGUUUCGCUCUUGCCUAAUUAUCUCUGUUACUCUUUUGCUCCCGCCCAUUUCUCUUACUUUCCAUGUUUACGGCAUGUUUAAAAAAUUUUGUUUUUCUUUUC